AUGAAGACAAUUAGACUAUUUUUGUCCAAUACAAACGAGAAGGCUGAUAAAAAUGCUGCAAAUGGAGAAAAGCUAACGAUCCUUCAUACAUUAGGCUCUAAGACGCUUGCAAGGAAGAGGGAUGAGUUGGAACUGAGAGAUGGUCGAAAAUACAGUAGGGGUGAAAUGUAUUCAAUUUGUCAUAAAAAGUCUGAUGGGUCAUUUGUCAACGACGAAGCCAAGGAAAAAUAUGAACAAUUGCAAGCUGAAAUUGGGAAGACUCCUUCUCCAAAUGAAGCAUUUGUUAAUGUGUUUGGAGAAGAACAUCCUGGAUAUGUUCGUUGUGUGGGACUUGGAAUAACACCGUCACAAAUUACUACAUCUGCUUCUCACUCUGUAAGAUCAAUGUCUUCCUCUGAAGCUAAUGAAAAGAUGGAGAAAAUGCAAGCUGAAAUUGAUAGGCUUAAGAAAAGGGAUUAUGAAGUUGAUAUGUUGAAGGAGCAAAUUGCUUUCUUGAUGCAAAUGCAAAAUUCUAGAGACAAACAGGCAAUGGACAUAGAAUCGCCAAUAGAUGGUAGACGUUCAUCUGAGUCCAACCACCAACCUGAUGAUCGUGGAACAACAUCAUUAGGGACUAAUUAGAUAUUUGGAUGAACUUCUAAGUUUGAUGGAGUUGUUUUGUAUUGUUAGCUACUCCACUAAUGUUUUGAAUAUUUAAACUACUUUA
This is a messenger RNA of Cicer arietinum (chickpea), 706 nucleotides long. RefSeq lists its product as uncharacterized. The record is from RefSeq and is a predicted model, not a curated record. Lineage: Eukaryota; Viridiplantae; Streptophyta; Magnoliopsida; Fabales; Fabaceae.